Messenger RNA from Alternaria atra, 999 nucleotides. RefSeq lists its product as uncharacterized. The transcript has a single exon. Bases 1 to 999 code for a protein of 332 amino acids. Lineage: Eukaryota; Fungi; Ascomycota; Dothideomycetes; Pleosporales; Pleosporaceae. The record is from RefSeq and is a predicted model, not a curated record.
AUGUCUCGCUACGACGAAGCUCACGCCAAGCAAAAUGGCCCUGGCGAUGCGCGUCCAACAGCCUUGCAGAUCAUCAAAGACGAGAAUGCUGAGAAUAGCCUCAAGGGCGAAGUUAUUGUUAUUACUGGUACAUCCUCUGGUAUCGGCGUCGAAACCACUCGUGCUCUAGCCACCACCGGCGCCACCUUCUUUCUCACGGCUCGAGACACGAGCAAGGCCGAAUCUGCCCUUGCUGGUAUCUUCGAACCUUCGCGUAUGCAUAUCAUCGAGAUGGAUCAAGCAAACCUGUCUUCUGUACGUGCCGCUGCCGCCGCUAUCCUCGCCAGGACCUCCAAAGUCCAUUUGCUCGUUAAUAACGCCGGCAUCAUGGCAAUACCCGACUUUCGUGUCACAGCCGAUGGCCACGAACUCCAGUUCGGCACGAAUCACCUCUCGCAUUUUCUCUUCUAUAAACUCCUAGAGCCCGCUCUUCUCGCAGCCGCCUCCUCCAGUCGCCCAUCCCGGGUCGUCGUUCUCGCUUCUUCAGCGCACAAUGUUUGCGGAAUCAACAACUCCGACAACUACAGCUUUCAGAAAAGCGAUUACGAUCCCAGUGUGGCAUACGGGCAGUCAAAAACAGCAAAUAUAUACAUGGCCAAUGAGAUUGAACGCCGGUAUGGCUCGCGCCACUUACAUGCCACGAGCGUCCACCCCGGUCUCGUUCAGACGGGGCUGACACAGCAUAUGCCCCCAGACGCCUUCAAAGGUAUGGAACACUUGUAUCCUACAAUGAAGAGUGUCGAGCAGGGUGCUGCAACAUCGGUAUGGGCCGCAGUCGGCGAGCAAUGGAAGCACGAGGGCGGGAAGUACCUCGUCAACUGCGCUGUUGCAGAGCCAUGUAAGGAAGGCGAUGACAAAUUUACUACGCAAGGCUAUGCUCCGUAUGCUUACGAUGUUAAGCAGGCAGAGAGGUUGUGGAAUGACUCUCUCAAGAUUGUAGGGAUGUCGAGUGAUGCAUAG